Oldenlandia corymbosa var. corymbosa is the source of this 2188-nucleotide messenger RNA. The record is from the annotation of a GenBank genome assembly. Lineage: Eukaryota; Viridiplantae; Streptophyta; Magnoliopsida; Gentianales; Rubiaceae.
AGAGACUAUAGAGCCGUUGGUAUAAGAACUGUGCUGAUGUUGGCUAGUGGGACCAACCGACCAAAUGCAAGCGAAGAAUUUCCAAAUAAUUGAUUUUUUUUUUUUUUGGGGUUGUCUUGGGCGGCGAAAUUGUUUUAAUUUUCUUUUUCCAAAUUAAAAAAAUAAUUCCAAAAGCACUUAUAAUCAUUUUAACGUCUCUCUCUAUUCCCCUACCUUUAUCUUCCACCCAUAAAUACCUAAACACAUUGCUCUGUUCUGUACUCUCCACUCAUCUCUCAAAACACACACUCACACAGUACUACUCUUUCUUUCUCUCUCGAUUCUUCUGAGCUCUUUUCUUCUGCAAUGGCUAAGGACGUUGAAGCGGUAGGAACCGAGCAAGGCGAAUUCUCGGCCAAAGACUACCAUGACCCUCCACCGGCUCCCUUUUUCGACCUGGACGAGCUCACCAAAUGGUCUUUUUACAGAGCUCUCAUCGCCGAGUUCGUCGCCACCCUUCUCUUCCUCUACAUCUGUGUCUUGACCGUCAUCGGCUACAGCCACCAAGUCGACACCACCGCCGGCGGCGACCAGUGCGGCGGAGUCGGUAUCCUCGGUAUCGCCUGGGCUUUUGGUGGAAUGAUCUUCAUCCUUGUUUACUGCACCGCCGGAAUCUCCGGAGGACACAUCAACCCGGCUGUGACAUUCGGGUUGUUCUUGGCCCGGAAGGUGUCUCUGCUCAGAGCUUUCUUCUACAUGGUGGCUCAGUGUUUGGGAGCAAUCUGUGGUGUGGGUUUGGUGAAGGCUUUCCAGAAAUCUUACUACGUCAGGUACCACGGCGGAGCUAACGUGGUGGCUCCCGGCUACACCAUUGGUGUCGGAUUGGCCGCUGAGAUCAUCGGAACCUUUGUUUUGGUCUACACCGUCUUCUCCGCCACUGACCCCAAGAGAAACGCCAGAGACUCUCACGUUCCCGUGUUGGCUCCACUUCCAAUUGGAUUUGCUGUGUUCAUGGUCCACCUCUGCACCAUCCCCAUUACCGGAACCGGAAUCAACCCGGCUAGGAGCUUCGGUGCCGCCGUGAUCUACGGUUCAGACAAGGCUUGGGAUGACCACUGGAUCUUCUGGGUCGGACCAUUCAUCGGAGCUGCCAUUGCUGCAAUCUACCACCAGUACAUCCUCCGAGCUGCUGCCCUUAAGGCAUUGGGUUCCUUCAGGAGCAAUGCUUAAACAACCACAAAACACAUGGUGGGCUUCUUAAUUCAAUCAUUCCAGAGUCUUCUUUGAAAAGGGAUCAAAAAAUUUGCAGAGGACCACAUCUGGAUGAUGAUGAAGCGUGUUUUUUUCAAUUGUAUAUAAUUUUCGUUGGAAAAAAGGGUGUCUUCUGCCUUGCCUUUUUUCUUACAUUCCCCCACUUGUUUGUGUUAUCUUUUCGAGUGUCUUCUUCCACUUUCCCUUCGGAUGUAUUUAAGUGAAAAAAAAAAAGCUCUCUCUGUGUUGUGUUGUUGUUUUCAACUUUUAUCCUUCGUUCCGUUUGUUUUGUAAUUUCCUUUUCCCUUUCAUUUCCGUGUAAUUUAUUAUCUUCCAAUUGAAUCGAAAUGUUUUUCCUUUCAUCAUUUUGUUAUUGUUGUAAUGUAGUUUGCUUCUUCUUCGUUUAAUCAUGUCCAUUUGGAAAAACGAUUGUCUUUUAUUGCCCUAACUUUAAUUCAAUCUCUGCUUAUAAUAUACUCCCUCUGUCCCAAAAUUAUUGUCCAGUUUGAGAUUUCACUUUUAGAAUAAUUUAAACUAUAAAUAAAAAUUCAAACUGGAUAAUUAUUAUGAGACAGAUGGAGUAAUAUUUCUACUAUAACUCAAAUUAGUAUCUGCAACUCACAAAUGUAGGUAUAAUGAUAGAUGUUGUGGCUUUCAAAAGUGUUGCAUUUUUUAACAUUGUUUCCUAUCAUUACUUGAAGUGAAUUGUAGUAAGAAGUGAAAGUGAAAUUUGUUGCAUAUGUAUAAUUCACUAGAUCGGAUUCAUCUUGAGCUAGGUAACAUAACAUUACCUUAUUUCUAAUACCAUGAAUUGGAUUGGCAUCUUAAUUUGAAGCUCUGGCAAAGAUUCCAUUGAAGAAGAACAACUGUAAAUUUCAGUCCUUAUAUCGGACAAGAACAAACAAUAUAUACAAAGAAAAAGCUAGUGGAUAAUGGAGUAUUUUAUUUUUGCAACCCG